This is a messenger RNA of Guillardia theta CCMP2712, 465 nucleotides long. RefSeq lists its product as hypothetical. Bases 1 to 465 code for a protein of 154 amino acids. Lineage: Eukaryota; Cryptophyceae; Pyrenomonadales; Geminigeraceae. The transcript has 10 exons. The record is from RefSeq and is a predicted model, not a curated record.
AUGAAGAACGACAAUCUCGACGAGUAUGACAAGAAAGAGCAAUCGGAGCAAGCUUUCAUAGGGUAUGAAGAGCAAUCAAGAUAUCUUUACUCGUUUGAGGGGCCACAAGUAUCGCCAUCCCUGGCUUUGAGCGAUAAUGACAGGAGCGCGAUCAUGGCGCAGCCAACUAGUCAUCCUCAUCAGCCAUCUGCUGUGCAGGUGGACAAGGCGAUCAGGAUCUCAUCAGAUUCCUCGUUGCUCUCAGGGUUGAAGAUGUGCAGUACGACUUCGCAAGUCCUAGCGAUCUUGAGAGAAGCUGUUCUGUCACUAUCUGAGAACAACCGGAGGCUACAAGACAGGUUGUCUCAAGUCAGUGGAAGCGCACAAUUGCAGAUGUAUCAGAUACCGGCUGCUAAUCCUCAGAGAGAUUUUCAUACUCAACAGUACACCGUCACUCCCUCCAUCUACAACUCUCGUGCUGUAUGA